UGAAACUAUUUUGAAUCCAGGGUAUGAUUACCAUCCAACUUGUUUAUUACAGUCAUUUUUCUCUAGCAUUACCAUGUCCAUGUGCUGCAUGGGCCGAACCAAUUUUCUUUAUUGAUUUGUACUGUAUCGCAUUCGCUCCAACUUUUAUUGUUUGAAGACAUUCCGCGCGCCCUUACCAAACGAUCUGUUUCAAUAUGCCAUAGCCUGCCUGGGUGAGAUGCCUCCCUAAUCCGAAUUUGGUUUUUGUUGAUGUUGAUUCGACGGGUACUCUGCGAUGAAGCAGCUCUGGGUAAGUGCCGAGCUGCUUUAUGGCAGAGCAGUCCACCAAUGUCGAGGGCAGGUUUUUCGAGCAUUAGAGGUUGCAGUGGCACAUUUUCUCCUGUGGGUGUCGCACAAGAGCGGCUAAUGGGACACAAGCUGGGACGCCCCCCCCCCCCCUCCCAGCCUCACCCUCCCCUUUUCUUGUACUAUGUGUGUGCGAGUGUGUUGUGUGUCGGAUGGAAAGUGAGCCUGGGUUUCCAGCUGAGUGCUUGCUCUCCCCUCAGUGUGUGUGGUGUGUGUGUGUGCGCGCGCGCGCGUGUGUGUGUUGUCAUUAUUAUCCAGUCUGCUCCGAGCUCAGAAUGGCCAGAUUCACUCAGACUGAAACAAGACGACAGCAUCAGCCAGAGCUGCCCCAUCCCGCUCACACCAGCCUGGUUUUCACUGGACCGGGGGCAUCGCCAACCCAACAUCCACUACUACUGAUUCCGCACCAGCACCAGUACUCUCAGAUCACAUUUCCAAAACCCAUGAACGGGUCAGAAUCCAUUUCCAUUCAUCCGGACAGCGGCAACAUGAAAGACCAAGAUGCCAUAAAGCUGUUUAUCGGGCAGAUACCGCGGAACCUAGAGGAAAAAGACCUGAAACCUCUAUUCGAACAGUUUGGGAAAAUCCACGAAUUGACAGUUCUGAAGGACCGAUACACCGGAAUGCACAAAGGCUGUGCGUUCCUCACCUACUGCGCGCGGGAGUCCGCCAUCAAAGCCCAGAAUGCCCUCCACGAACAGAAAACACUGCCAGGGAUGACUCGGCCCAUCCAGGUGAAGCCAGCAGACAGCGAGAGCCGUGGAGAAGACAGGAAGCUGUUUGUGGGGAUGCUGAACAAACAGCAGACUGAGGAGGACGUGUACCGCCUGUUCGAGCCCUACGGCGUGAUCGAGGAGUGCACCGUGCUAAGAGGUCCUGACGGAAACAGCAAAGGCUGUGCCUUUGUAAAGUUCUCCACACACGCCGAAGCCCAGACUGCAAUCAGCGCCCUGCAUGGCAGCCAGACCAUGCCGACCGGCUCCGAUUCUCUCCCCCCCCAGGGCGCCUCCUCCAGCCUGGUGGUGAAGUUCGCCGACACCGACAAGGAGCGCACCAUCCGGCGCAUGCAGCAGAUGGUGGGCCAGUUCGGCAUCUUCAACCCCACCGUCGCCCUCCCCUUCAGCUCCUACAGCACCUACGCACACGCGCUGAUGCAGCAGCAGGCCGCCAUCAUGGCCGCCACCCACGGCGGCUACCUGACGCCCAGCGUGGCCUUCCCCACCGCACAGAUCCACCAGAUGGGGGCGCUCAACAUCAACGGCCUGCCCCCCACCGGGAUUACCUCGGUGUCGGGUGAGUUGCACCAGGCCUUGGGUCUCAGCUCUCCGCCCACCUCCGCCGUGCCCAGCAUCGUCACCCCCAUCGUCAACGGCUUCACCGGCAUCCCCCACCAGCCCAACGGACACCCCGCCGUGGAGGCCGUCUACACCAACGGCCUGCCGCCCUACUCCGCCCAGAGCCCCACCGCCGCCGACACCCUCCAGCAGGCCUUCACGGGCGUACAGCAAUACACAGCAAUUUAUCCAGCGACAACACUGACUCCUAUUGGCCAGACACUGCCACAGCCACCGCAAGUCAUCCAGCAGCAACAACAGAGGGAAGGUGAGGGACCGGAGGGCUGCAACCUCUUCAUCUACCACCUGCCGCAGGAGUUCGGUGACAACGAGCUCAUGCAGAUGUUCCUGCCGUUCGGCACAGUCAUCUCCUCCAAGGUCUUCAUGGACAGAGCCACCAAUCAGAGCAAGUGCUUCGGUUUCGUGAGCUUUGAUAACCCAGCCAGCGCACAGGCGGCCAUCCAGGCCAUGAAUGGCUUUCAGAUCGGGAUGAAGCGGUUGAAAGUGCAGUUAAAACGACCAAAGGACGCCAGCCGUCCCUACUGACAGACCCCGCCCCCUCAGCGUUCACUGCAACAGCACAGGUUUUGAAGAGAAGUGAAGAUAUCCCGAAGGAGUUAAACUUUUUCUUUAAAAACAAAUAAAAAAGUUUAAAAAAAAAUAAAAAAAACUAACAAAAAAAAAAAAACACAAAACCACGAAAGGGAUUUU
This is a messenger RNA of Anguilla rostrata (American eel), 2390 nucleotides long. RefSeq names its product cugbp, Elav-like family member 5a (gene celf5a). Gene Ontology annotation, cellular component: nucleus; cytoplasm; ribonucleoprotein complex. Gene Ontology annotation, biological process: mRNA splice site recognition; regulation of alternative mRNA splicing, via spliceosome. Gene Ontology annotation, molecular function: mRNA binding. NCBI's taxonomy places the organism in Eukaryota, Metazoa, Chordata, Actinopteri, Anguilliformes, Anguillidae. The coding region runs from base 498 to 2225 and encodes 575 amino acids. The record is from RefSeq and is a predicted model, not a curated record. The transcript has 12 exons.